AAACCAAAAACAAAACCCCCAAACAAAAACCUUCAAAUCAUUUCUCUCUGAAUCUAAAUUCAAAACAAUUUUUUUUUAGUCAAUGGAAUGGUUCGCUCAAUUUUCUGAUCCUCUUCCUUAUUAUGCUCACUGUAAUUACAAAUCCGAAUCCUCUUCCACACUUUCAGACGCCGGAACACCUCCUCAAACGGUGGCCGCUAACUCCGAUGAAGAAGUGAUUCUAGCCUCCAACCGCCCAAAGCGGCGGGCCGGUCGCCGGGUUUUUAAAGAAACUAGACAUCCGGUUUACAGAGGAGUACGGCGGAGGAACAACGACAAAUGGGUUUGUGAGCUGAGAGAGCCGAAUAAGAAGACGAGGAUUUGGCUUGGAACGUACCCAACAGCGGAGAUGGCAGCGCGUGCUCACGACGUAGCGGCACUCGCGUUGAGAGGGAAAUCGGCUUGUCUCAAUUUCGCUGACUCGGCUUGGCGGUUUCCGCUUCCGGCGAGUGAUGACCCGGCUGUGAUCAGGGAGGCGGCAGCGAGGGCGGCUAAUGAGUGUAAGGAUGAGGAAUAUAAUGUGGGUCGGGAAGAAGACGAUGGCGUUUUGGGUCAGGCGACGGCGGAGCCUAACCAACCGGAUUAUAUCGACGAUGAGGCUAUGUCGAAUAUGCCGAUGUUGCUUGCCGGCAUGGCGGAGGGACUUCUUCUUUCUCCUCCAUCUUUUUGUGUCACUGAUGACGUGGAGUGGGAUGAUGUGGCCAUGAGUGAUGAUGUGUCAUUGUGGAGCUUUUAGAAGUAGUUAAAGCGAGCAGUCAACCAAGCAACUUAAAUGUACAGACUUUUGUUGGAGAAGUCAGGCUUUAUAUAAUUACAUUUUUCAUUUAAUAUAAACUUUUGUUUUUUUUUAAAAAAAGAAGAUUAGACCCUAUCAAACGUGAAAUUAAAAUUUGUAUCAAAUCCCACUAAAAAAAUAGUA
Messenger RNA from Benincasa hispida (wax gourd), 958 nucleotides. RefSeq names its product dehydration-responsive element-binding protein 1E-like. Gene Ontology annotation, molecular function: DNA binding; DNA-binding transcription factor activity. The record is from RefSeq and is a predicted model, not a curated record. Gene Ontology annotation, biological process: regulation of DNA-templated transcription. NCBI's taxonomy places the organism in Eukaryota, Viridiplantae, Streptophyta, Magnoliopsida, Cucurbitales, Cucurbitaceae.